Molecule: messenger RNA, 4040 nt
Organism: Perca fluviatilis (European perch)
Lineage: Eukaryota; Metazoa; Chordata; Actinopteri; Perciformes; Percidae
Gene: nr4a3
Product: nuclear receptor subfamily 4, group A, member 3
Exons: 9
Coding region: 611-2446 (611 amino acids)
Biological process (GO): regulation of transcription by RNA polymerase II; cellular response to corticotropin-releasing hormone stimulus
Cellular component (GO): transcription regulator complex; nucleus
Molecular function (GO): RNA polymerase II cis-regulatory region sequence-specific DNA binding; zinc ion binding; nuclear receptor activity
Source: RefSeq, a predicted model, not a curated record
CCAGCCGCUCUAUGUGGAGGCUCAGCCCACAUAAAUGCACUAUUUGACUUUCUCCCCUCAGACGGCGCACAUAAACAAACCCGCGUUACAACUCCACACUUUGCAAAUCACCCAUCAGCACUGACACACUCACGGGAACGGACUCAGACACGCUCCUUUAUACACGGGAGUUUUUUAUUUUUUAAUGUUCUGUUUCAUUUUUUUUUUACUUUUUGUUGCCUACUUUAGAAAAAGUAAGAAGAAGAAGCUCUUUUGUCGCCGAUGAACCCGGUUCCCCUGCAAUAUUACUGAGAGGUUUUUAUAGACUAUAUAGGCUUAUUCUCUCCAUUAAUUCGACUCUUGGUCAUUAUUCUGGACGGAAAUGGGAUAUUUCAUGCGAGGUUAUUACCUCAUGUAAAGACGGAACCGCUACAGCAAACCAACACAGGUUCGGAAGAGCGCGCCCAGCCGAGCUCGGAGCCCCGGCAAUCGGACACUUCCUUUACGACGCCCGCCGAGUCCUCCUCGCUCCAGGAGCCCUGUCCCGGUCGCAGCCACGCCACCCCUCAAUCCCGGACACUCAGCACCAUUCAGCGCGAAGCUCUUUCACCAGAUCUAUGGCAUUCUGACAAUGAACAAACGCACUCAGUUAUUGGAACAGCUGCAGUUUGUCCAGUUGAAAUGCACACCUCGAGACAUGCCCUGUGUGCAGGCUCAGUACGGGCCCGCCCCUCCAGGCUCAGCCUACUCUGGCCAGUCCUUUGGUUACCAGGGCGACAGCUAUAGCUCUGACCUCAUGACCCCUGACUACACCAAGCUGGACCUGGGUGGUGGUGAAAUCUCUGCCGCCGCCACCACCUCCCUCCCCAGCUUCAACGUCUUUGUGGAGGGGAGCUACGAGCCCAAGUCCUCCUGCCUCUACCAGAUGCCUACACACAGGCAUAUCAAAAAGGAGGAGGAGAGCUACCCAACUGCUCCGCCACUGGAGGCCAUGGCCUCUUCCACCAUGUACUUUAAACAGUCUCCCCCCUCCACCCCCACCACCCCAUCCCUGCCGCCCCAGCCUGGCACCUCCUUCCUGUGGGGGGGCGCGCACCCCCUGGCCCCUCCAUCACACCCCCACUCUUUGGGCUCCAGCCUGGAGACGGGCCCCCUUAAGUCGCCCCGGUUUUCGCACUUCUACCAGCACUCGCCGCCCCACAGUGGCGGCAGCAUCAGCGGUUACGAAAGUCUGGGUGGAGGACUGGUUCGCACCUCCUCCUCUUCCUCCUCCUCCUCAUCCUCGGUCUCCCAUCCUCACUGUCCACCCCUGGAGCAGCCCAUGUACCAGCUGCACCGUGGGGCCGGAGGCAGCAGCCUCGCCUUCCGCUCCCUGGCUCUUGGGCCCUGCGGCCCCCUACUAGGAGACAGCCUGCCAUCGCCUCCCCCACGUGGCCCCCAAGGAGAGGGCACCUGUGCGGUGUGUGGGGACAAUGCGGCCUGCCAGCACUACGGCGUACGCACUUGUGAGGGCUGCAAGGGCUUCUUUAAGCGCACCGUGCAGAAAAACGCCAAGUAUGUGUGCCUGGCCAGUAAGAACUGUCCUGUGGACAAGAGGAGACGCAACCGCUGCCAGUACUGCCGCUUUCAGAAGUGUCUGAGUGUCGGCAUGGUGAAGGAAGUGGUACGUACUGAUAGCUUGAAGGGGCGCCGAGGCCGUCUGCCUUCCAAACCAAAGAGCCCCCUGCAGACAGAAGCGUCUCCUCCUUCUCCACCCCUCAGCUUGCUCUCCGCUCUGCUCAGGGCUUAUUCCCACUGCACGCCCCGUGACCUCGACUACAGCCAGUUCAGUGCUGCAGACCCUCCCUCCUCCUCCUCAGAUGCGGAGCACAUACAGCUCUUCUACAGGCUGCUCACCAUCUCGAUGGAGACCACGCGAUGCUGGGCUGACCGGCUGCCCGGGUUCUCCGAGCUUCCGCGUGACGAUCAGAACCUGCUCAUAGACUCUGCCUUUCUGGAGCUGUUUGUCCUGCGAUUGGCUCACAGGUCGAUGCUGUCAGAGGAUAAAUUAGUGUUCUGCAACGGCUUGGUGCUGCACAGGUUCCAGUGCCUUCGUGGGUUUGGGGAGUGGCUAGACUCCAUCCGGGACUUCUCCACCCACCUCCAGAGCCUAAACCUGGACACCUCGGCCUUCGCCUGUCUGGCUGCCCUUGUACUGCUCACAGAGCAAGUCCCAGGUCUGAAGGACUCAAAGCGGGUUGAGGAGCUGCAGAAUAAAGUGAUUUGUUGUCUCAGAGACCACCUGGGUUGCGGCCCUUCUUCCUCCUCGUCCAAGGCUGUGCCCCCUCUGAGUCGUAUUCUGGGUUUGAGGGCAGAGCUCCGUUCCCAGAGGACCCAGGGUCUUCAACGAAUCUUCUACCUGAAGCUUGAGGAUCUGGUACAGCCCCCUCCGUUGAUUGACAGGUUCCUGGACACUCUUCCCUACUGACGGCCCAGGCUCAGCACAUGUAACGUCUUGUUCAGCCCCCCCCCCAGGAGCAUGCACACACAUCCAGAGAGAGACUUGCUCCCCACUGACUGAUGCAGAGCAGAGAGCCAAUCAAAUGCUUUUCAACAGGGCAACCAAUCAAGAGCGCCUUUCACUCAAACAGACAACCAACUAAACGCUUUUCACCAGUAUAAAAGACAAUUACUCAAAUGCUUUACCAGUUUUUAUUUGAUCCUCCUGUUUUUCUCAUGUGGGGGAGGAUGACGAGGCUGAGAUGGACGACAAAAAAUUACUUUUUACUGUCCUCUCUCUGUCUGGGUGGCAGCUCAUCCAGCAAAAAAUAAGGACAGUUUAUGAGUACUGUGUUAUCUGUGUUUUGGCCUGACUCAUUCAGUCAGAGGAAUUCUUUUUAGUAAAGAGAGAAGGGGUUGUGUCACUGUGUUUGAAUGUUUUCAAAGCUAAAGAUGUCCCAGUGAAACACAAGUCACUGUGUACUCUAGUUCCUUCUGCUGAAAGAAGAAAGGGGGCCCUUUUUUAUUCUGAAAUGUAUUGAUAUGUCAGAGGUCAGACAGCGUAAGCAUAAACACGCAGAAACACAGAUAUUUCAUGAACACAUGGAAGUGGCUGUUGAGUUGGGCUCUUGAUUCCAAGUGCAAUUUCUUAAAUGCUAUCUCACCACAAAAGGAGGAGGCUGAGAUGGAACGGUUUAAUUUCAAACUCUAAACUAUUUUAAUACAAAGAUUUGUCCUGUACAGUCAGUAUAGCUGAAAGAAAGAGGGACAGUCUCCACCUGGCUUUAGAAAGCAGAGGAGAUACUGUGCACUAACGAUUGAUGACUGAGUCACCUAGACUUGAACUUGCUCUAGUAUGUUUUUUUUUUAUUAACUCAUUUUUAAAUCUUAAGUAGGAGUAUGGAGGAAUGAACAUUGACAGAAAUUGGCUUUUGAAGCACUUACACCCUGAGAAGGGCUAGAAGCACAGACACACACCCUAACUGCUCCCCUGGAGGACGCCUGGGAGUCGGGGGAGCGGAGGGUGCUCGACAGAUAGCUGUAUGUCCAGGGGUGAAACAUUCCGCAGUCAUGUUCUUUUCUAUUUGUUUCUAUUGUGGAGGCCGUGUGAGAGUGUGGAGGACAUGGUUGCAUACUGUCUUUGUGUGUACGCUUAGAGAAGCCAGGAUCAUAUGCAUGGUGUGUUAUAAGCUGUCAAAAGCUGCCAUAGCCUGUCAAAACACCUCGAUCUGUGUUUGUGUCUCAGACUGCGGCUCUAUGGGGAUCUCCCUGGGCCACCACCACCCACUCACACUCACGGCAGCAGUUUGAAAUAUGAAAAAAAGCAAAUUAUAUAGAUAUAAAUAUAUAUAUAAAUAUAUAUAUACAAAACUAAUAUUUUGAAGUGUUUUUAGCUUUUUCAAAUAUUGUGGUACGAGUUGUGCAUUGUUUUUUGAAGAAGAGAAACAAAAAAGAAAAAAAAGUUGCUGUUUUUCAAUGUCCCUCUUUGGUUUGAGUUUCCUGUUAUUUUUUUCUUUCUCUUUGGUUCACUGGAUUUUCUGUUCAGCACUUUGAAAUCAUAAACUAGUUCUGAUUAUUCUGCC